Lathyrus oleraceus (garden pea) is the source of this 1196-nucleotide messenger RNA. RefSeq lists its product as uncharacterized. NCBI's taxonomy places the organism in Eukaryota, Viridiplantae, Streptophyta, Magnoliopsida, Fabales, Fabaceae. The transcript is spliced from 7 exons. The coding region runs from base 261 to 845 and encodes 194 amino acids. The record is from RefSeq and is a predicted model, not a curated record.
ACCCUUUUUAGCCGCCGGAGUUUUUCAUUCUCGCAACAAAAAGCAAUUUACCGGCGAUUUUUCUUUUACUAUAUCACAAUUAUUAUUUCUCUCUUUUUUAAGUCUCCUAAGCAAACCCUUUUUAGCCGCCGGAGUUUUUCAUUGUCGCAACAAAAAGCAAUUUACCGGCGAUUAAGUUCCGUCACACUACGAUUCCCGAUUUCGCGUUAAAGCCAGUCAAUUGAUAGCUCAGUAGAAAUCUCACACAACAAGACUCAACAAUGCUGGGAUUUUCAUAUGGAGAAAUAUUCUUAUUGCUGGGAGCCACUGCGGCUCUGCUUGGUCCAAAGGAUUUGCCAAUCAUAACCAGAACAGCUGGGAGGAUGGCUGGCCGGGCUAUUGCAUAUGUACAAUUGGCCCGGGGACAGCUUGGAUCUGUUAUACAGCAAUCUCAAGCUCGCCAGCUUCAUAACGAACUUCGGGAUAUGAUGGCACAAGUAGAUGCUAUUCAACAUGAAGUUCGAAGUCUAUCAUUCAUAAAUCCUGGCCCUUUAACUCGGAGGCUUGAUAAUCUCGACCAACCAUCCAUCUUAAAUGGUGGAUAUGCAAACAACAGGAUACCGGAAGGUGCUGGGGUGAAUCUCUCAAUAUCGUCUCUUACCAAGGAUUCAACUCCAUUGCCAUCCAAUUCAUUCAAUAUGCAAAGCAAAGCAACUACUUAUGCCAGGUUGGCCGAGGCCCCUUCCAUCAAGAAUGGUUCAUUGGCAAGUAGUGCUGAAGUUGAGAAGAUUAAAGAUGGUCUGCAGCUUAUUGUCAUGCCAGUUUCCGCUGAAAGUACUGGACUCUUACCAAAUCGUGGUGAAUGAUAUCUGAAUUGAAACAAGCUUUGGUUGUAUUAGGAGCUGAUGUGAAAGGAUCUGACAUAGUUCAAGAAGCAAUUUUGGAAGCAGAGGUAGCUCAUAAAGCAAAGGAGUUCUUUUCACAGCCCGAAAAUCAGAUAUGAUUGAUAUAGUAUUCCUAUAUAAUACCUUAAUUUUGUAGAUGUUAGCAUUUGUAGAUUCACAAUGAUACAUAUUUAGUCUAUAUUUUAUCUUGAAGGUAUUGGUUGAUGCAUUGUCAUUUCUUUAAGUUUCUAGUUCUUGUUCCUCAGGACAGAAAAUCUAAAGGAUUGUUUGUGCUCUAACAAUUUUAAGAUAUUAUAUCUCAUAUUGAUGCCA